Messenger RNA from Leptosia nina, 822 nucleotides. NCBI's taxonomy places the organism in Eukaryota, Metazoa, Arthropoda, Insecta, Lepidoptera, Pieridae. The record is from the annotation of a GenBank genome assembly.
AUGUUCGACACCGGCUACGAACAAUACCUGCCGAUAGAACGGGUGCUCACCCACCCGAAAUUCAGGGGGUGGACAGCAGACCUGGCUCUGGUGUUUACUUUCGCUAGCAUGGUGUCUGACAAACCCGGGAGGGUAGUUCCUUUAGUCAGCGAUAAUGUAAAGGCCGCUGUUGAUGCUAAUGUGACUGUGAUUAGCUGGGGACGCUCUAAAGAUGAAGAAACUGUGGAGCAGAUAUAUACACCACCAGCUGUUGAAUCAGACGAGUCUACAGAGCAGUCAGAAGAGACGACAUCCCACGAGAGUUUAGAAGUACCCGUUGUAGCGAAGUCACGUACGCGCAUUUAUCACGAGCGACCAAGAGCCGACGCUAAGGACCAGUAUGAUUUAUCAGAAGGAGACACUGUAAAGACAUUUUCAUUGAAAAUGGACGCUUAUGACUUCGAUGUUCAUCGCCACGAGACUACGACAGGUUUACAAGGAAUUCCGGAGAUAUCUUACGAAGCAAAUAACAAUUCGGACUUCAAUAGCGAGGAAGAUCGCAAAAUCUGGAAAAAGACAAAGGAGGACUCAGGUGCACCGGCAAUGAGACACGGCCAUCUUGUCGCAGUAACGGUCGGCGGGGCUGAAUUCGACGGUGACAACGUGGCUGUAGCUAUGAAGAUUAGCUGCUUCUGCUCUUGGAUAGCUGAGAACCUACCUGAUGGCGGUCCUAACAUGCAAUGCUGUACGAAUUGUUGUGACUUGCACACACAGCAGUCUUUGGAAUUGAGUGAAGAGAAAACGCACCGCUACGUUUAUAGAAAGAGAAAGAAGAUAUUAUGA